Molecule: messenger RNA, 3846 nt
Organism: Rhinolophus ferrumequinum (greater horseshoe bat)
Lineage: Eukaryota; Metazoa; Chordata; Mammalia; Chiroptera; Rhinolophidae
Gene: TDRD1
Product: tudor domain containing 1
Source: RefSeq, a predicted model, not a curated record
AUGAAUGUUCAGUUGCGGCUUAAUAUGAUGUCAAGAAAUAAUUUGGAGGCAUCUACUUGUAAAAUGACAGAGACAUUUAAUUUUAAGGAAAAGGAGAGCAAGCUUCCGCCACAUGAUUCUUUAAGAAGUCCUGGAAGACAUCCUAACCAUCCUAAUUUCAGGUUGAAAAGCCCAGAGAAUGGAAAUAAAAAGAACAAUUUUUUGCUUUGUGAGCAAACCAAACAGUAUUUGGCUAGUCAGGAAGACAAUUCACUAUCUUCAUACCCUAAUGGCAUGAGUGGAGAAGUGGUUGGAUCCAAAGCAGACAGGAAGACAUUGCCAACAGGAGACUUAGUGUCACCAUUAAGUGUUGGAAAUAAUUCACCGUCCAAAGAAGUAAAUAGUAAGCCUAUAAAUAAUAUGUCUCCUGCAAAAUCAAAAAAACACAAGUUGGUUGAGAAUUCCUUGUCCAUAAGUAAUCCAGCGCUCUUCAACUCCUUAGGACCUCCUCUUCGGUCGUCUACUUGCCAUUGCUGUGGCCUGUGCGGGUCGCUACGGUGCUCACAGUGCAAGCAGACGUGUUAUUGCUCCACCGCCUGCCAGAGAAGAGACUGGUCAGCACACAGCAACGUGUGCAAACCUGUGCAGCAAAAUUUCCACAAAUUUAAAGAUAAUAAAUCACCUUUUGAAACAAAGAACAUGGAAGUGAAAAACGAGAAUGACUAUCCACUUGGAGUUACUAAAGAAAUAGCUGUUUGUGCUGAUAAAAUAAUGUUUUCUGAUUUGAGAAGUCUCCAACUCAGGGAAACCAUGGAAAUAAAGGUUACAGUUACUGAAUUCAAACACCCAAGUGACUUUUACGUGCAGUUAUAUUCUUCAGAAGUUUUAGAAUAUCUGAACCAACUCUCUGCAAACUUAAAGGAAACAUAUGCAAAUGUGGUGCUUGAGGAACAUUAUAUUCCUGUUAAGGGGGAAGUCUGUGUUGCCAAGUACACUGUUGACCAGACCUGGAACAGAGUGAUAAUACAGGAUGUUGAUGUGCUGCAGAAGAAGGCACGAGUCUUAUAUAUUGAUUAUGGAAAUGAAGAAAUAAUUCCAGUAAACAGACUUCACCAACUAAAGAGAAACAUUGACUUGUUUCCUCCUUGUGCCAUAAAGUGCUGGGCCGGUGUUGUCCCAGUGGAAGGGAAUUGGAGCAAUGAUUGUAUCAAAACGAUUAAAUCACUGUUAAUGGAGCACUACUGCUUUAUAAAGAUUGUCAACAUCUUGAAAGAGGAAGAGGUUACCUUUGCCGUGGAUGUUAUGCUGCCAAGUUCAGGAAAACUCUUAGACCAUGUGCUUGUAGAAAUGGGAUAUGGCUUGAUACCUAAGGGACAGAGUUCUAAGAAGCCAAGUGCAGACCACUGUGAUUCUGAAGAUGUUGGAAAAAUGACAGUUGAAAUUGUAGACAGAAGUGACUUAAUUCCAAAAGUGUUAACUUUGAACGUAGGUGAUGAGUUUUGUGGUGUCGUUUCUCACAUUCAGACUCCGGAAGACUUCUUUUGUCAAAAACUACAAAAUGGAUGUAAGCUUGCUGAACUUCAGGCAUCCCUUAGCAAGUACUGUGGUCAGCUGUCUCCACGCUCGGAUUUUUAUCCAACCAUUGGUGAUAUCUGCUGUGCUCAGUUCUCAGAGGAUGAUCAGUGGUACCGUGCCUCCGUUUUGGCUUAUGCUUCUGAAGAGUCUGUGCUGGUCGGAUAUGUAGAUUAUGGAAACUUUGAAAUCCUUAGUUUGAAAAGACUGUGUCCCAUAACUCCAAAGUUGUUGGAACUGCCAAUGCAGGCUAUAAAAUGUGUGCUGACAGGAGUAAGGCCAUCAUUGGGAAUUUGGACUCCAGAAGCUAUUUAUCUGAUGAAAAAUGUACAGAACAAAAUGAUCACAGUGAAAGUGGUUGACAAGUUGGAAAACAGUUCCCUGGUGGAGCUUAUAGAUGAAUCUGUGACACCUAACGUCAGUGUUACUCAAGUACUCCUCGAUUCAGGCCUUGCCGCCAGGGAAGAGGGGGUCUUGGUGACAGAUAAACCCAGUGAUGCACAUGAAGCCAGUGUUCCCUUGGGUGCAGAGGCAAAAUUGGCGUGGAAAUGGAUUAACUUGCUGUUGACCCAAACAGUAGAUGUUGUGGUCUGUAUGGUAUAUAGUCCUGGAGUUUACUGUCACGUGCUUAAAGAGGACGCUGUAAAGAAACUCAAUGAUUUGAACAAGUCGCUAGCAGAAUAUUGUCAGCAGAAGUUGUCUGAAGAUUUUAAGGCAGAAAUAGGGCAACCUUGUUGUGCUUUUUUUGCAGGUGAUGGCAAUUGGUAUCGUGCCUUAGUCCAUGAAGUUGUACCAAAUGGAAACGUUAAAGUACAUUUUGUGGAUUAUGGAAACAUGGAAGAAGUUACUGCAGAUGAACUCCAAAUGAUCCCAUCAAAAUUUUUAAAUCUUCCAUUUCAAGGGGUGCAAUGUUGGUUAGCAGGUAUGAUAUACAGGCCUAGAAACAAACAUUGGACUAAAGAAGCCACAGCAAAGUUUCAGAUGAGCGUUACAGGAAUAGAACUCCAAGCCCGAGUGGUUGAAUCACUGAAAGGGAGUGGAAUUGAACUCACCGAUCUUUCUACUUCUUAUCCCAGAAUAAUUAAUGAUGUUCUGAUUGGUGAACAUCCUGUAAAAGCUAGUUCACCAUGGAAAGACUUAGCCAAAAACAGACUUGACAAUAAACAGGAUCUUCAAGUUGGCACCCCAGAUGUCAAGCCAUCUCUUCAGGCUGUGCAGUGGAGGACACUAGAAUUGCCAGUUAAUAAAACUGUACAAGCGAGCAUAUUAGAAAUCAAACCCAACUUGUUUUACGCUGCACCUAAUGAGAUGCCUGAAGAUCAGGAGAAACUGUGUAUAUUGACAGCCGAAUUGUUAGAAUAUUGCAAUGCUCAGAAGAGUCCAUCGUCCUAUAGAACCAGUAUUGGAGAUGCGUGCUGUGCCAAAUACACAAAUGAUGAUAUCUGGUACCGUGCCAUUGUUCUGGAGACAUCAGAUGCUGAGGUGAAAGUGCUCUAUGCAGACUAUGGAAACAUUGAAACUCUGCCUCUUUACAGAGUACAGCCAAUCUCCGCCAGCCACCUGGAGCUUCCUUUCCAAAUUAUUAAAUGUUCAUUUGAAGGAUUAAUGGAAUUGAAUGGAAGCUGUUCUCAAUUAAUAAUAGAACUGCUAAAAACUUUCAUGUUGAAUCAGAAUGUAAUGCUUUCUGUAAAAGGAAUUAUUAAGAAUGUCCAUACAGUGUCAGUUGAGAAAUGUUCUGAGAAUGGGGCUGUCAGUAUAGCUGAUAAGCAGAAGAUGUACGAUCUGGCAAAAAACAUCACGUCUAAAAAGCAAAGUACUUUACAUACAGAAAAGACAUUGGGGAUGAAUUGCUGCUGCACGGACUUACGGAAACAAGUUGAAAAACAUGAACAGAUUCUUCUCUUCCUCUUAAACAACCCAACCAAUCAAAAUAAAUUGGUUGAAAUGAAAAAAAUUGUUUAAAAAAGCAGUCUCUCGGAAAUAAACACAUGUGAGAGAGGAAACAAUGAAGACUAGACUUAAGAGAGAAAGGACAGCACCUUGUGUUUUUGUUUAUUGGAAUCUUGUCUACGUUUUCUUUAAUGAUCUUUCAUGCCCCCAUUUUUGUUUGCUUACCAUUCUUCUAUUAGAUUGGGUAGUUUUAUUUUUUUCUCUUAAGUUCUUCCUCCCAAAUAAAUAAGCCUUGUGUAAAAGAUUCAUACCAAAUUCAUGGGGAAUAUUGGGAAGGGAUACAUAGGGGCUUUCUACUGUAUAUAUAACUUUAUGACUUAAAUGUAUGGAAGGAAAGAUGACUCG